Molecule: messenger RNA, 2148 nt
Organism: Microplitis mediator
Lineage: Eukaryota; Metazoa; Arthropoda; Insecta; Hymenoptera; Braconidae
Product: retinal rod rhodopsin-sensitive cGMP 3',5'-cyclic phosphodiesterase subunit delta-like
Exons: 4
Coding region: 1425-1868 (147 amino acids)
Cellular component (GO): cytoplasm
Source: RefSeq, a predicted model, not a curated record
ACCAGGCGCUGUUUUGCGGGCAAAACCUUAACAAUAUCCAAAUUCCAUACGCAAUUAAAAUUAUCAAAGCUGCCGACAUGUCGCUGAAACCUGUAUCCUCCAUCUUGAAGCGACUAUCGAAAAACUUUCAAUGAAAUAAAAUGUAGACCUGUGACGCGUUUAAUUUCCGAUGACGAAAAAGAAUUUAUUAUUUUAAAUCUCAAUACAAUUUCGUCAAAAAUCAUAAAAAAAGAAUAGAAUAUAAAUGUUUAAAAAUUCAUCAGUCAUCUGAUGUUACUUGUCAAUGUAUUUUUGCAAUAUUGUAUCUUUUUUUAUCAUUAAAAUAUUACUUUUUACAGAACUUAAAAAAAAAUCCGUACAUAUAAUUAUUCUACACGCUCCAUAUACUUUCAUCUCUUGGUGUGAAAUGUACUAGUUUGUUCUAUAAGUUACUAAAUACAGAACUGUAGUUGAAGCGACAGAAUCCUUAUCACGCAUCAUGGCCAUCACCGAACUGAGAUAGACGACAUUUACGCACGGCAUCGAGUUGCAUACAGAAAUCUUGCUGUCAAGUUUUGACCAUUUUAUAAUCAUAGUACGUAAUUUAUUAAAUACAAAAAAAAUUUUUAACUAUCAAAUAAUAUUGUCUCUCGGGAUAUAUCCCAGAUUCCAUUAUGUCCGCGAUUUGACGUAAAUUUGCUGCAGAAACUUGACAGCAAGAUUUCUGUAUGCAACUCGAUGCCGUGCGUAAAUGUCGUCUAUCUCAGUUCGGUGAUGGCCAUGAUGCGUGAUAAGGCUUCUGUCGCUUCAACUACAGUUCUGUAUUUAGUAACUUAUAGAACAAACUAGUACAUUUCACACCAAGAGAUGAAAGUAUAUGGAGCGUGUAGAAUAAUUAUAUGUACGGAUUUUUUUUUAAGUUCUGUAAAAAGUAAUAUUUUAAUGAUAAAAAAAGAUACAAUAUUGCAAAAAUACAUUGACAAGUAACAUCAGAUGACUGAUGAAUUUUUAAACAUUUAUAUUCUAUCCUUUUUUUAUGAUUUUUGACGAAAUUGUAUUGAGAUUUAAAAUAAUAAAUUCUUUUUCGUCAUCGGAAAUUAAACGCGUCACAGGUCUACAUUUUAUUUCAUUGAAAGUUUUUCGAUAGUCGCUUCAAGAUGGAGGAUACAGGUUUCAGCGACAUGUCGGCAGCUUUGAUAAUUUUAAUUGCGUAUGGAAUUUGGAUAUUGUUAAGGUUUUGCCCGCAAAACAGCGCCUGGUUACCCCCUCUUUCGUCAAAGCUUAAUAUUUUGGCCACCAGGGCAGCCAUGUUCUUUUACAAACUCGAAGCGUAAUCUUCGGUCAAUUCUCUUUAGACACUCAGUGCAGUAUCACGUACUUACUUACUUAAAAACUAAAGUUAUAGUUCAGUUUUCGAAAUUAUAAAUUCGAAAGUUUUCAUCAAAAUGUCGUGUCGAAGCAAAAAUAUUCUUGACAAAUUCCAAGUGAAUUGGAUGACUUUCCGAGAUGCAGAGACGGGAAAAAUUUUAUGGAAAAUAAAUCAGGAUUUAUCUAAUCCGGAUGUUGAGCACGAAGCACGUGUUCCCAAGCAAAUGUUGAACUGCGCGGCAGUUAUAAGGGAGAUUAAUUUCAGUUCCAUUGAGCCAUUGCGGGAGUUCCGAUUAGAGCAGAAGGUCUUUUACAAAGGAUUUCUUCUAGAGGAAUGGUCUUCUAAGUUCGGCUUCGUGAUUCCAGACACGACAAACACCUGGCAGUUUCUAAUUCAGGCUGCGCGUGAGUGUCAAAUGAUGCCGGCAAAUGUUCUAAGUGGAAAUGUCGUUAUUGAAACGAAAUUCUUCGAUGGCGAAUUAUUGGUGUCGACAAGUUACGUGCGCCUUUAUUAUGUUUAAAUCUUAGAGAAUAAGUAAUAGUUUAAUUAUUUCGUUAAAUUGUUAAUUACGUUUAAUUAUUUAUACUAAAGAGUAUUUUUAAGCUCUUUAUAAUAAUGAUUUAGUCACGAUUUCUUAACUAAUUAGCACUCAGUAAUUAUAAUAUUUGUAUACAAAUUUUUGAAACUUAGUUUUUUAUAUCAAUUACUUGUAAGUAUUUGUAAUUUUAAGUCUAAUUGAAAAAUAGACACCAGUAUUAUAAUGUUAAUAGUCAUUUUAAAUUUAUGACCGAUUUCUGAAA